Molecule: messenger RNA, 521 nt
Organism: Hordeum vulgare subsp. vulgare (domesticated barley)
Lineage: Eukaryota; Viridiplantae; Streptophyta; Magnoliopsida; Poales; Poaceae
Product: histone H4
Exons: 1
Coding region: 69-380 (103 amino acids)
Biological process (GO): nucleosome assembly
Cellular component (GO): nucleosome
Molecular function (GO): DNA binding; structural constituent of chromatin; protein heterodimerization activity
Source: RefSeq, a predicted model, not a curated record
CACAGCACCCAUCACCACCGCUCCUCCAACUUCCACAAUCCCCUACAGCUCGAAGAGGAUCGUCAGCCAUGUCCGGGCGCGGCAAGGGAGGCAAGGGUCUCGGCAAGGGCGGCGCCAAGCGCCACCGGAAGGUGCUGCGCGACAACAUCCAGGGCAUCACCAAGCCGGCCAUCCGUCGCCUGGCGAGGAGGGGCGGCGUGAAGCGCAUCUCGGGGCUCAUCUACGAGGAGACCCGCGGCGUCCUCAAGAUCUUCCUCGAGAACGUCAUACGCGACGCCGUCACCUACACCGAGCACGCCCGCCGCAAGACCGUCACCGCCAUGGACGUCGUCUACGCGCUCAAGCGCCAGGGCCGCACCCUCUACGGCUUCGGCGGCUAGGCCCCUCGUUGUCGCCAGUCUUCGUCGCCGCCUGCAGAUUCCGAAUCUUAGUUGAAACCCGCCUUGUUUAGUUCGCUCCCUCUCUCUGUAUGUUGAAAUGUAUCGUGGAGCAAAGUCAUUCCAAUGUGGAGUUGGGAAUCA